Messenger RNA from Lynx canadensis (Canada lynx), 933 nucleotides. RefSeq names its product olfactory receptor 4C46-like. The record is from RefSeq and is a predicted model, not a curated record. The coding region runs from base 1 to 933 and encodes 310 amino acids. Gene Ontology annotation, molecular function: olfactory receptor activity; G protein-coupled receptor activity. The transcript has a single exon. Gene Ontology annotation, biological process: G protein-coupled receptor signaling pathway. Lineage: Eukaryota; Metazoa; Chordata; Mammalia; Carnivora; Felidae. Gene Ontology annotation, cellular component: membrane.
AUGAAAGAAGACAGGAUGAAUGUGACCGAAUUCAUUCUAAUAGGACUUACCCAGAAUCCUCAGAUGCAGAGAAUUCUAUUUUUGGUGUUACUUAUCAUCUACAUUGUCACUGUCACAGGCAACCUGCUCAUUGUGGUCACUAUAAUCUGCAGCCAGACUUUGGACUCCCCAAUGUAUUUCUUCCUGGCAUUCUUGUCUUUGAUAGAUGCAUGCUAUUCCUCCUCCAUAGUCCCUAAAAUGUUAGCUGAUCUGCUCUCUGAUUCAAAAUCGGUUUCUUUCAGUGGCUGCAUGACACAGCUCUUUGUAGAACAUUUCUUAGGAGCUUCAGAGAUUGUCCUCCUUGUGGUCAUGGCCUAUGACCGCUAUGUGGCCAUCUGUAGACCCCUGCACUACGUGACCAUCAUGAACCACCACACAUGUCGCCUCUUUGUGGGGGUGUGUUGGGCAGUGGGUUUUCUCCACUCCAUUGGACAGAUUCUAGUUACUUUCUGGCUCCCAUUCUGUGGUCCCAACGUCAUGGAUCACUUCAUGUGUGACAUUUUCCCCCUGUUACAACUUGCCUGUACUGACACUUUCCUUGUCGGCCUCUUGGUUGUUGCCAAUGGUGGAGUAAUUUCUGUGAUCACCUUUGUGAUGUUAUUGGUAUCCUAUGUGGUCAUCCUGUGCUCCCUGAAGACUCACAGCUCUGCAGGGAGGAAAAAGGCCCUCUCUACCUGUGGCUCCCACAUCACAGUUGUUGUUUUGUUCUUCGUGCCCUGUAUUUUUAUGUAUCUGAGAUCAGUAGCUACUUUUCCCAUGGAUAAAGUCCUAACACUAUUCUUUACUCUUAUUACUCCCAUGUUAAACCCUGUCAUCUACACAGUAAGGAAUACAGAAGUAAAAAAUGCCAUUAGAAUGUUAUUAAACAGCAAUGCAAUUUCAGAAAAUAAAUGA